Amphiprion ocellaris (clown anemonefish) is the source of this 5191-nucleotide messenger RNA. It is a transcript of the gene stbd1, whose product is annotated as starch binding domain 1. The coding region runs from base 157 to 3918 and encodes 1253 amino acids. The transcript is spliced from 3 exons. Gene Ontology annotation, cellular component: membrane. The record is from RefSeq and is a predicted model, not a curated record. Lineage: Eukaryota; Metazoa; Chordata; Actinopteri; Pomacentridae. Gene Ontology annotation, molecular function: glycogen binding; starch binding.
CGUUAGCAGCUCUUUAGCAGGAAAGAUUCAGUCCUGCGUGGAAUCAGCUGGUAGCAGGAGAUCGCCUGCAGGAGAGGUCAGUUCCGUGUGGAAACGUGGAGAGGAGAUCAUCAGCAGGGCCUCCACACCGAUUCACCGCCGACUCAUCCCCGCAUCAUGUCGCUGAAGAACGGGAACACCGUGGAGAGGCGCAUGGACCUGGCCUCGCUCUUCUGCAUGAUCGGCCGCCACGGUCCCGCCGUGGCUCUGGCCGUGAUCGCCGUGGUGUCGGUGCUGGCGGGGUUCGUCCUCUACCAGACCGUGAGGGGGAAACGGAGGAAGACCAGGGUCGGAGGGGACGGUAGCCCCGGAGAGGAGCGGGACGAAGGGCUGGUCCAGACCGAGGAACCGGAGGAACCACGGAGCUCCACGGAGGAACCACGGAGCUUCACGGAGGAACCACGGAGCUUCACGGAGGAACCACGGAGCUUCACGGAGGAACCACGGAGCUUCACAGAGUCAACAGAUGUGAGUGAUGAAGGAUCAUCAGAUGACGAUCUUAAAAUCAGACAUCAUCGUUCCACCGCUGAGCAGAAACCUCCACCUUCUCCUCCACCUGAGAAGGACCCACUACUGGACAACUCUUCAGCUGUUCAGGAUGAAGCAGCAGAGAAUAAUAAGGGGAGGGAAACGUGCACGGUGGCUGAUGUGAAGGAGGAUGGCUGGAACCAGGGGGACGGUUUAAGGGACGUUGAUGAAGAUGAUGGUAGAAGGUCAAAGCUCCAGCUGACUGAUCAUCAGAGCUACAAAGAAGAAGAGAAGGUGCUGCCAGCAGAGUGCCAGGAAGAUGUGACUGCAGAUAAGGAUCAUUACGAUGAGGACAACCUUCAGAACAUCUUGGAGAGUCCAGUCUGCUGUGAACAGAAGCUUCAUAUGUGUGAAAACAGAGAGCGAGAUGAUGAAGGCACAGCAGAUACCAAUAAAACGGAGUCCCACUUGGAAGAACCUGUCGUCCAUAUUGAAGAUGUUCGUGUCUCUAGUGUCUGUUACAGCAAAGAUCCAGAGAAUCAUCCAGAAGAUACCAGCCACUCUAAGUAUUACAGCAAUGAUCUCCUCUCUCCAGAGGAAGAAACUAAAAAUGAGGAGGUAGUAGAUGAACAAGUGAUCGUUCAACAAGCUGAGGCGGUAUACUCGACAUCAGAACAAGAAACCAAUCAGUCUGAUGUUCUGUCCAGUCAGAACAGUGAUCAGGAUCAUGAAUGUGGUCAAACCAGUGACGAGAGUCAAGAAGAUGUACAGGAAGACCUUCUGAGCUCUCUUCCAGAUGUUCACUUCGAUGCCCAUAUGCUACAACAACAUCUGCAGACUGAACAAAAUCAUGGAGAAGGUCUUACCUGGAAUGAAGGGGAUGAUAUUGUUAAAGGUGACGUGCUGAGUGAUGUUUCAAGUGAAGUGGAAGGAGAAGAAACUACCCCAGUGUUGGAUAAAGACGCUGUUCUUGAUGUUCCUGCUCCUGAUCUGACGUCGCUUAAGAAAGAAUUUCAGAGUGAAAACACUGAAACUAGAGGUGUUGUGGUGUUGGCUGAAGGAGAUCAGCUAUCUUCUCAGCAGGAACAAUGUGAUGUAAAGGCAGAGGUGGUUCUGUCCGGUCAGGAAAGUGAUCAGAGAGAAGAUUGUGGUCUAACCAGUGAAACAACUGAAGAUCUAAAGGAAGACCAUCUGAAUGAUCUUACAGAUGUUGGAUUUGAACAGCAACUGCAGAUUGAACAGAAGGAUGGUCUUCCCUCCAAUCAGGAGGAUGGUGUUGUGAAAGGUCAAAUGUUGGCUUCUUGUGAUGAAGAAUGUGAAAGUUCAAAUGUGGCGCUAACUCCUGCUCUGCCAGAAAAGUUUGAUUCAAGUGAUGAUGGUCUGUCUGGUGCAACAACUGAUGCAGAAGCUCAAAUCUCUGGAGUUGUAGACUUCCCUGACCUGCCAUCAGAUCACCAACAACCACAAAGGGAAGAAGAAGAAAUCACCCCAGUGUUGCAUAGAAACGCACAUCUUGAUGUUCCUGCCUCUGAUCUGCCGUCUCUUAAGGAAGAAAUUCAGAGUGAAAAGAACCAAGGAAGUGUUGACCAAGAAGGAAAUCCACCGUCUUCUCAGCUGGAACAACGUGAUGAAGUGACAGCAGAAGAAAGCGAUCAGAAUGAUGACUGUGGUCUGAACAGUAAACCAAUAGAAGACAUGAAUAAAGGCCAUUUGAAUGAUCUUACCAACGUCAGAUUUGACUCCUCCACACGACAGCAACAACUGCAGACUGAACUACAGAGUGAUUUUACUUCCAAUCAGGAGGACGGUGUUGUGAAAGAUGAAAUACUGACUUCUGUAGAUGAAGAACAGGAGCCAGAGAAGACUGAUGGUGUCUGUGGUACAACAGGUGAACCCAGAUGUGUGGAUUUCCCUGAACUGUCAUCAGAUUUCCCUCUAUCAGUAAAAGAAGAUGAAGCUGCACCAGCUUUGGAUAUAAAUGCUGAUCUUAAUACUCUCGGCCUGGAUGUGUCGUCUGUUAAAGAAGAAAUUCAAAGUGAACGGAAGGAAAUCGAUACAGCUGUGGUGUUGGCUGAAGAAACUGUUGAUAAAGUUAUGUCCUCUUCCUAUAAAGACCAACACAGUGACCCUAUGGACAAUAAAGAAUCACUGGGCAAGAUGGGAGAUCAACCUGUCCUGUCUACAGAAACCUCUCAUCCUGACAUCUCAUCUUUCUUUCAAGACAAACAAAGUGACCAAAAUAACGCAGAUCUUCCUGAGGUCACUGCUGGUGCUGCUCCUGUCAUAAAUAAACCUCCCAUUUGUCAGGUUCAGCUGCCAUCUUUCGAACAAAGCGAGCUGACCUUGUCAUCUUCUGGUUUUGGUGGAGAGAGUGGGGUUUCAAGCAUGACUGUAAGCCCUGAUAUGGAGAAUCCCAUUAAUGAGUGCGUCUUGAUCCCUGAAAAUGCAGAUCUCCCAGUAGAGGACUGUGAUCCACUGUCUGAAGUCCAGACCGAGGCCCAGAUGAACCUCUCUGCUGAUGAUGUAGCUCUGUCUGUCGCUAAUGAAGAUGCAGCAGGUAUGAUGUCUGAGUCUUGUCCUUCACAUCUUUCCCUCCAACCCCACGAUGAACCCACAGACUGGACUAAAGACGAGUCCUUUUCAUCCAAUGAGGACACAUUUGGCCACGAGGUUGAGGACAGUUACAACAGAGCCAUGGACCAGUUUCUGGAGGAGAUAGCAGCCGAAGUCAAACAUGACGAGAAGAAAAAGCAGACGGACGUAAAAGAUAUUGAAACUAAGCAGAACGAAGCAGCAAAGGAGGAGGAGGAAGAGGAAUAUGAAAAGACUGAAAUCAGUAUCAUGGAGGCAACUAUGGAUAACAAUGAAUGGAUUACAGAUGGAAAUUAUCAAGUCCUGCCCUGGAUGAACUGUUCUGUCCCAUCUUUUACCCAAAGCCACACAAAAACUGAAGCAGUUCCCAGAGAAGAACGUCUCCACAGCUCUUCUCCUGCAGAAGCUCCUUGUAUAGAUGCAGUUAUCCCACUUCCUGUCAAUGAACAAACCAACACUGUUUCCCUUCUAGAUGAAAGCUUGGAAAAUAGCAAAAAGGUGGUGGCGGUCCAGCCCAUGCCCCAGAACGUCAACGUGAUCUUCCGAAUCCACUAUCACACCCACUCACCGUACCAGAAGGUGGCUGUUACUGGGAACCAGCAGGAACUGGGAAACUGGAAGGAGUUCAUCCCGUUGGAAAGAGCCGAGGACGGGCAGUGGUCCAGCGUGGUCAGCCUGCCUGCAGAGAGCCAUGUGGAGUGGAAGUUCGUGGUGGUGGAUAAAGGAGAUGUCUGUCGCUGGGAGGAGUGUGGAAACCGUCUGCUGGAUACCGGCAGCGGAGACGACCUGCUGGUGCACAGAUGGUGGGGAAUCUUGUAGAGAUCCAAGGAAAAGGAGGAAGAUGUGGGACUGGAUGCUGGACCAGGUUGGGUCAACUUUAUUUGCUCAUCAGUAAAUUCUGUUAAGUCAUGAUUUGCUUAAUCUGUGGGUCAAAAGAUGUCAGGAGAUCUAGGGUUGAAACUGGGUUAGAUUUGGUUGAAAUAUACGUUUCUACAUGUUAAGGUUGUUCAUAUCACCAGUUUUAAACCCUUUUGAUAAUUGUUUUUGUCAUUUUUCAGGUUAGAAAUGUCAAACAUUAACAGGUAUUGAUACUUGAGGUUUGCUGUUAUGCUUUUCUCUGUUUAAUAUUAAUUGAAAAUGAAAAACCUUUAAAAGUGUUGAGGUGUUACCCUGGGUCAUCAGUCCUUGUGAUGGGCAUUUUCACUACUGAAUAUUUUAUUUACUAAGGUCUUAUCCACACAUUUCUUUUAAAUUCAUCUUUUUCUUUGCAUUUUGGUCUUUUGUCCACAUGGUAAGGCAGAUUUCAGUCACUGAUUCUGGGUAAUUUUCAUGAAACAAACUGAUUUUAACCACAUUAAGCCCAGUAUUAACCUAGUUACAAUAAAGUGAUGACAUUUCCAACCACUAAAGUUCCCCACAGCUUCUAAUGGGGAUAAAAUGAUCAUCUGAUGGACUUUUCUUUAUGGACUUCCUCCUAAUAACCAGUGGUUCAUUGGAUCUUUCAGGGAACUUGACAGAAAAGACAGAAGCAUCACAUCAAUGUCUUCCUUUACUUUUUCCCUGUGGAAAUAUCUGAUUAUGCAAACUGCACCUCCUCAGAAGUGGUGAUUUUCAUGCAAGUGUUUAAUUUGUAUGAACUUUUAUUCUACUGCCCAUAUGCUGCUUAAUACACCCAACUAUCUGAGAAUAACUGCACAUAGUUCACUUUUCCUCCAGCAAUAAUUACAGCAAUAACUGUUGUCUCCUGUCUGAUUGGUGUCCUAUCAGGUUCUCUGUAUUUACCACUAAACUGUGAUCUUCUUGUGACUCUGAUGCUGCUUUUAAUCUGGUGGGACUCUGUGCAUGUAGAUUAUCCCGCUGUCGUUCUAAAUGUGCCUUUUAAAUGUGAUUUUCUGUUAAUGCGUCUUUGUUGGACUUCGUCUCUGUUUCACUGCAGGUUUAAUGGAUUAUUCACAGUGUGUUGAUUCUCAAAUGAUCAUUUUGGGUUUUAGUUCUUUAAAAGUAGACGUCUGUGUCUCAGAUUGUAUCAGAGUAAUUUAAUAUGCAAAACUGUGACGAUAAUGCUGAAUGUUAUUAAAGUGGAAUAAAAUAA